Exaiptasia diaphana is the source of this 3659-nucleotide messenger RNA. RefSeq names its product rhodopsin, GQ-coupled-like. The record is from RefSeq and is a predicted model, not a curated record. Gene Ontology annotation, molecular function: G protein-coupled receptor activity. The transcript is spliced from 2 exons. Gene Ontology annotation, cellular component: membrane. Gene Ontology annotation, biological process: G protein-coupled receptor signaling pathway. NCBI's taxonomy places the organism in Eukaryota, Metazoa, Cnidaria, Anthozoa, Actiniaria, Aiptasiidae. The coding region runs from base 1401 to 2408 and encodes 335 amino acids.
UAAAACUAUACACUUGACUCAUUGGAWCACGUUAUUCCAGCUUUUCGUUUGUAAACUUUUGUAAGAGGAAAGGCAAAGGUUGAAGGUGAUGAAAAAUUUCAACAGAACCAAAAGUUGUAAAUUGAAUCGGGUAUUUCCGUGYAUGUGAACAGCAAGCAGCUGAUUGUGGUUAAUUGGCUCAAGUAUUUUACAUGUGACUUGCUUAGCAGAGAUGAAGAAAAACAACAGAUCCUAAAGUAGAUGAAUAUAGUGUUUAAUACACAAAGACGCGAGACUUAUAAAAACGUGCUCCCUUGCAUAAACCACCCGUAGUUGUCAGUAUACACAUCGGCCCGGGUGCACAUUAAAAGAAUACUUAAGUACAGAAGUAUCACCRAGGCGAGAGAAAUUCAAAGAACUUGGCUUCUCUUCAAGCACUUCAAAAGACUCCGUCCAACCAUUCWUGGUCAAAAACGUCGUGUGCGUUGAAAAUAUCAUUCGAUUGGUUUCCYCUACACGGYAAUUUGUUUGUUGAGAUUUUACAUCACUUAUUUGAAUACUGGGCGACUUAUCUUGAAGACACAUCUAAUUUGUGCUGUAUUAAUUGAUUUGUUCCAUGAUUAGAGAGAAAAUCAUCGAUGUUUAUUGACAAUUGAGGAUUUUGGUGGCAGAACGUUGUAUGAAUCUCUUGUGCAAAGCCAUACAAACAACAUURCUCUAUUUAUAAACAACAUCAUUUAGUUCAUUGUCAACAUUUUUGRUGGAAACAGCGUUGGAUAUCAACUGGUGCAGAGAAAACUGAAAAAACGUWGAAAKUUUUGCAUAUCUAUAAUUGCAAUUAUUGAAGCCAAGMCGUGGUUCUCUGCUGAUGAUUUUGGUCGUAAUAACUUUUUACAUCAUCUGAAAAGUUAUAAAAUAUUGGUAAUUUGUAUAUCAUGGGGAUUCCUUAAUUGAAACGAAACCUAAAUUAAUUUGUGUCAAAGAUUUUAGCUGAAGUUGGUGACAAAAACGUUAUAUUCUGAACUGGAAAAUACAGGAUAGAAAAAUURAAGAUUUUGGUGGCAGUCAACUUGAGUUAAGGAGAUUCGUUAAUUUGUAUACAUUGCUUCUAUAUCGUUAAUUGAAAGAAACGUUAUUAGUUGGAUCAUUGUUAAAGACACAGGAACAUUUUUAGCUAUCAARCUUUUGAAGCAGAAAGCAAAACAACGCGUGUGGGACUCUCAAAUUUGUUAAAAUGAGACAGUGCUUAAAGUAAACAUAUUACGGGAGGCAUAAAAGUGCUUAGCGAUUUCAAGAWUAUCAAGAAUACGUGAAACGUUGUACAGCAACAAUCGGGUGGAAUUUUCUCUGAUAAUUCUUCAAAAAGAAAGCCAAAACAUUUAUAGGAAAAGMACAAUUAAGYUCAGCUUAUAAUUYAUAAAAUGAAUUCUCUUCAAGUAAACGUUCCUUUGGGAAUWAUCUCCGUCAUGGUUCUCGUUGCUAAUGGCUUCGUCUUGUAUCUCGUCUUCACGAGUCGAAAUAUGCGGACUCCAACUAACAGUUUCGUUGUAUCGCUAGCCGUUUCUGACAUGUUCACAGGACUUGUAAUAUUCUUUCAGUAUCUCAUUGGAUUUAGGAUYARYGUAGUCAUCAAUGUAGUUUAYGCUGUGGUGCUGAUAUGCGGUGCUGCGAAUCUGACAGCAGUUACUGCGGACCGCUACAUCGCCGUAACGAUGCCGUUUUCCUAUCACGGGCUGAUGACAAAAUACAGCAAAGUCAUUAUAUCAAUGACAUGGUUUUUAUCGAUUAUUAUAGCUCUACUACCGCUAUGUUGGUUGGGAAACAUAUCRGCCUCUUAUCACAAAAUCUACAUUCUCUUAGUCGUGUUCCUUUGCAUUGUGCUGCCAUUCCUGUUCAUUCUUUUCGCGAAUAUCAAAAUMUUCAUGAUUGUACGUAAGUGCAUCCAUAAGGAACAAGAAACGUUCAUGCGUGUUGCGAAAAAUGAUAAUAAAGACAGCGAUAGAAAAGCAAGGUCAAACUCCAUGCGACAUAUYUUCAUCGAGGCCAAAAUUGCKAAAGUUUUUGUCGUAGCGGCRAUCACCUUCGUGGUCACGUGGUUUCCAGUGUUGUACUACACGCUGGCUGCUGGUUUAGGCUACUACRCAGCUAUACCAGAAAUCCUUAUCAAGAUAUCUCCAUUUGCAAUCAUYCUUGGCUCGCUCGCCAACCCUAUUAUUUACUCCUUUAUGAAACCAGAUUUCAAAAGCGCAAUAAAAACGCUGAUUUAUCAACGUACACCUUUCCGUAAGGACUUUACGGUGAUGUACACGCCGCGGUAUAAGAAAAGCUCACAGUCUGCAGCUCCAACUGGUAUUACAACGACUACAGCGACCUCUAUYAUAACGAACYCUAAUUCUMCUAAYGUUAAACCACAGAGCACAGCAUUGUAGUAAAACGUUAGCUUUAUUUCAAGUAGAAUAUARUUUUUGGGAGAGCUACAGUCGUUGAGAAGARAAGUGUCAUUAGUAAAAAGUGUUGCGUUCACUUACGUCGAGAGACCGUCUUAUAUUACGUAAAAGAGUAUUUUGUCCAUUUUUAUUUURARAUASUUUAUUUGUUAUUUUUAUAUAUCUYUAAGUACGGGUCCUGAGAAAUAGGCGUUUAUCAUUCUUGAUAUCAUUCUAGUAGYUUAUUUAUUGGCAUGGAUGACGUUUUACGUAUCAUUUAACUUGGUAACGUAACGWUUACGUAAUUACUUUUGUCCAAUAUCUUACGUGAUAUUAGUAAUUAUUAGCGUGGCUAUUAUGUAAGGUGGUUGUUACGUAAUGUUAACUUUGCUGUAUAUUUUUAAUAGUGUUUAAAGUAACGUGAUUACGUCCGGUAACAAUGUCCAUUAACCAUAAAAUUUCCGCAAAAACAAUCCCUCCUACGUUUGACUUCAGUUAUCCCUUAAAUAACUUGUUUGCWUUUCUUACGUAAACAAAGCUAUUCAACAGUAUUUCAUUCGUGUAAAAGCCUUGCGGUCUUGUUACGUAUUUUGAGUAAUUUAAAUACAACAAGGCGUAGGAUUCCGAUAUAUUUCUAUUCAAUUGUUCUGUCAUACUGUGAAAAGAAAGAAAAAMCACUACGAUCCUUUUUUCAAACGGAAACACUGUAGAAAACAUGAAACGUAAUUUUAGUGGUGCUACGAAAUAAAAAGAGACACGUGAGUUUCCUUAGGGCUUAAUUAGCUUAAUGGUUUAUAAACCUCGWGAUUUAUCAAAAAUAUCUUCUUACGUUUAAUGUAGCCACAUUACUUAGUGUUACAGGAAAGAAAGCCAUAGAUAAUCCAUUUUAAGUUUCAAAACRCAGAAAYUCAACAGCGGACAGCCRAGUGUUACGUAAUAGACGUAAUGCCGCGCGCAGGUGUAURUAAAAUGGACGUUAUGUAACAUUCUGAUACAUCUCCAAAAUCAAAUAUGUAUAAAAUCGUCAAUUAGACUAAGUGCACAMACUAAGUAUACAUGUAAAAUAUGAUAGGUGUUGUAAAAUAUCGCUGAAAAUAUUCCAACGGUUGUUGCAAAUCAUAACCCAGUUUAUGUAAAUAUUAGAGAGAUUAAUUUAUUGCUAGUUUACUGCUAGUUUCAACCAUCAAUGUAAAUAUCGCCAUAUKACUAUAUAAAUAUAGCCAAAUAUAUUCUUAUUAGUAUUCGAUUGAAAAA